AUGGACAAAGCUCUCGAAGAUGCAGCGAAGCAGUGCGGUGUGUGCCAGAGCGUUGUGUCGAUUGGACAGCAUACCCUUCUGCAGCCAUGGAGAAAGUGUACUAACAAGUGGCAAAGGAUACAUUUAGACUUUGCAGAGAAGGAAGGCAAGACUUGGUUGGUUGCGGUGGACUCUGACUCGAAGUGGUUAGAAGUUAAGAUAAUGGCAUCAACCACCGUGCAGCAAACCAUCGUGACAGUCAGGGGAUGGUUCGCAGCCCACGGACUACCAGUAGAGAUUGUCACUGAGAUUGCCACUGACAAUGGGCUGCAAUUUGGCUCGAAAGAAUUCACCGAUUUUCUACGUAAUAAUGCUGUGAAGCACACCCUGACCCAACCCUAUCAUCCACAAUCCAACGACGCAGCAGAGCGGCUGUUCAAACAAUAA
Ixodes scapularis (black-legged tick) is the source of this 426-nucleotide messenger RNA. RefSeq lists its product as uncharacterized. Gene Ontology annotation, molecular function: nucleic acid binding. The coding region runs from base 1 to 426 and encodes 141 amino acids. NCBI's taxonomy places the organism in Eukaryota, Metazoa, Arthropoda, Arachnida, Ixodida, Ixodidae. The record is from RefSeq and is a predicted model, not a curated record. The transcript has a single exon. Gene Ontology annotation, biological process: DNA integration.